AUGCCUACUGAAGCUUCUACCUCUAGAGACUCUUAUUAUUCGUCUUUAUUCGACGAAUAUAUCGCUGCUUCACCACGUGAAUCAACAUGGAGUCAUACUACUAUUAAUUCUGUUAAAAAACGACCCUCACUUAACUUGCAUCUUCGCGAACCUAGCAUAAGCAGUCUAAAACGGCAACCAUCGUUUGAUUGUCCUACUCCUGCAUUAUCUUCACUUAAAAAUGCUCCUAAUUAUUCUAAUCCGAUUAAUUCAGUAUUUCAUUAUACUGCUAACGGUAUUCAUUCUCCUCCUCCUCAUCCCAGUCCGUAUGUCUUUACUCAUUAUAGUUCAUACAAUAAUACUGGAACUAAAAACAGUAAUGGUGGUAUUGGAGAAGGAACUAAAAACAGUAAUGGUGUUAUUGGAGAAAGAACAGACGGUUUGACUGUACCUAAUGAAUAUUUAAGAGAAAGUAGUAGAAGUAGGACUCCCUCUCUUUCUGGGAGUAGUAUUGAAGAUCGAAGUGAAAGUCGUAAUCACAAUCAUAUAAAAAAUUCUUCCAGUAGUGAUGAGAAUUUACCACCAAAACAUUCUAUUUCACGACAACAAAAUUCCUAUAAUGUUCAUCCAGGAACCUUAAAGGUGCAACAUGAUCCAUAUGAAAAUGAUAGAGACCAAUAUGGUUUCAAAAGAUCUUAUCAAUGGAUAAGCAAAAAAGAGUAUAUCGAUUUUGAGGCUUCUUAUUCACAUAUUUUACAACGAAGAAAACUUAAAUGGGAUGCAGUAUUAAAUGAAAAUGGAGGAUUAAUACCCAGUAAAUGUUCUAAAAUGAAGAGAUAUGUUCGUAAAGGAAUUCCACCGUCGCUUCGAGGAAGGGUAUGGUUUCAUUAUAGUGGUGCUGAAGCCAAUAUGAAAAGUCAUUCGGGUCUUUACCGACAACUUGUGCUAAAAGCUCAAGAUCCUGGAUUGGAAAACGAAUAUUUUGAAGUGAUCGAAAGAGACAACGUUCCAAUUAUUCAAUCCCUUCGUCGUGUUCUUACAGCUUUUGCUCUACAUUCCCCCCAUAUCGGUUAUUGUCAAUCCCUUAACUAUAUAGUUGGGAUUCUUUUAUUAUUUAUGGAAGAAGAGAAAGCAUUUUGGAUGCUAGUGACUAUUGUUCAUGAUUAUUUACCAGAGAACAUGUACGAUGUCACAAUGGAAGGUUCAAACGUCGAUCAGGCCGUUCUCAUGUCACUUAUUAUGAGAAAAAUGCCUGAUAUUUGGAAUAAAAUGAAUGGAGGUGCUAAUAUUGAUAUAGAAAAAUCGGAUGGUAAUAUGCCAACAAUUACUCUAGUAACUAGUCAUUGGUUCUUAACCCUUUAUAUCAAUAUUUUACCAAUUGAGACAUUACUCAGAGUUUGGGAUUGUUUCUUCUAUGAAGGCAACAAAAUACUUUUCCGUGUUGCAUUAGCUAUACUCAGAUUAAAUGAAGAAAAGAUCAUGGCAGUAGAUGAUCCCAUGGAAAUAUUUCAGGUAGUUCAGGGAUGCUUCCGUCGCCGUGAUUGUAUAUCUGAAAUAUCCCAAAAGGAUAUUGAUCGGCGUCGAGAACUUUUCCGUGAACGACGGAAAAAGCGGGUAGGAACCAUGUUGUCUAAACAUUAG
This is a messenger RNA of Dentiscutata erythropus, 1620 nucleotides long. The record is from the annotation of a GenBank genome assembly. NCBI's taxonomy places the organism in Eukaryota, Fungi, Glomeromycota, Glomeromycetes, Diversisporales, Gigasporaceae.